Xenopus laevis (African clawed frog) is the source of this 1245-nucleotide messenger RNA. RefSeq names its product serine/threonine-protein kinase N2-like. The record is from RefSeq and is a predicted model, not a curated record. NCBI's taxonomy places the organism in Eukaryota, Metazoa, Chordata, Amphibia, Anura, Pipidae. The transcript is spliced from 10 exons. Bases 94 to 1194 code for a protein of 366 amino acids.
ACUAUAAACUUGCAUUAUACUAAUCAUGUACCUCAAUGACCUCUUCCCAAUAGUGAAGUUCCUGAGAAUGAAGAAGACUCUUCUGAAACAUCGAUGGGUCCUCUCCCCGGCGAUUACAGCCCCAUUCCAGAGGAUUCUCAGGCUGAAGAGAUGACAGUAGAGGAGGCUGAAACGACACAAGAGCUACAGUUCAGCAGUUUUACAGCAAGGGACUUUCGCCGGAUUAAGGUUUUAGGCAGAGGAAGCUUCGGCAAGGUUCUACUAGUAGAGUAUCUUCCAGCAAACAUCUAUUGCGCUAUUAAAGUGCUCAAGAAGGACAACAUCGACUCCACUGAUGAUAUAGAACACAUUUUAACAGAGAAGCAAAUUGGACAGUUGGUGAAUCCACACAGUUUUAUAGUGGACUUAUACGCCACAUUCAGCACCAAAAACCAGCUGUUUUUCAUCAUGGAGUUUGUGGCAGGAGGCAGUUUAAGAACCCACCUGAUGAGGAGCCAGCACUUUGAUCUACAGACAACCAAGUUCUACGCUGCUUGUAUAACGCUUGGUUUAGAAGGAAUUCACAGCAAGGACGUCAUACACAGAGAUUUAAAGCCGGGGAAUCUACUAAUGGAUCAAGACGGCUACAUCAAGAUCGCCGAUUUUGGGAUGAGCAAAACUGGCAUUGGAUAUGGAGACCGCACCAACACCAUGGUUGGGAGUCCUGCUUAUAUGGCGCCCGAAGUCGUGAUGGAGGAGGAGUACUCAAGAGCCGUCGACUGGUGGGCUCUUGGCGUCAUCGUUUAUGAGAUGCUCCUCGGAACGAGACCUUUCACCGGAUACGACAGGGACUUUAUAUAUGAUUCCAUCGUGGAGGAUGAGCCACACUACCCCUCAUCCCUGGACUCCGAAGCAGUAAGCUUCAUAUCACAGCUGUUGAAGAAGAAUCCUGAGGAGAGGCUAGGUUCCACCCCGGGGAAUGCCGCAGAUGUAGCAGAACAUCCAUUCUUUAAUGGCAUUGUCUGGGAUGAUAUUAUUGAGAAGAACGUAACAGCUCCGUUCGUGCCCAGCCUAAAUGGACCGGAGGAUGUGGAGUAUUUCGAUGAGGAGUUCACCAAACUGUCUGCGAAUCUGACCCAGCCCAAAGGACCCCCUGCUGAGAUGGCAAGCGAGAUCGAUGAAGCCUUUCUGGACUUUAACUAUGCAGCAUUUUAAGUCCAAAGGGGAUGAUGGGUAAGAAAAGACCUAAUUAAAAAUACAUGAAGC